UGGACAUAGUCUGUCUAAUCUGUGGUUUUUUGGUGAUGUUUGUAUUUUUUUAUAGUUAUUUAUAUAAUUUUAAACUUUUAUUAUUAAUUUUUUUUAUAUAUUUUUGAAAAAUAGUAAGGCGUCUAAAUUUAAUAUUUAAAGAAUGGAAUUAAUAAGGAUACAAAUCACUCAUUCAUUAAUUUAGAAAUGAAUUUAACCUCUCGGAACUCGGAAUUUCCCAGAAUAAUAAUUUCAAUGAGUUGUUUUAAAUUUAAAAGUAACUAAUACUGAAGAGUUAGAGAUGGCUGAAAAGAGUAAUUAUGAAAGUACAAAUCUUCGUCUAAUAACAGAGAACAGUGAACAAAAUUUUGAAGAGUCAACCGGCAGUAGUUCAGUUUCACAACCUUUUACAAUAGUAAAUAAUUUACCAAAUGCAAUUCAGUCUGAAGUUGAGAUUUUUGCUUCUGAAUUUAGUAAUCGAGAUUUGGUUAGUAAAAUAUCACAAUAUGAAACUACGUCUGUUCCACUUACUAGAAAUUUUGAUGAAAACCAACCCUCCAUGAGCAAUAUUGCUGGAAUAUCACAAUCUGAUAACGUAUCUCAUUUAGACAUCCCAGAGCACGAGCCUGUACAAUGUAAUACAAGAUCAAAUGCUGAGAUAAAUACAAAUAUGGAUAUAGAUUUACAUAAAGUUAAAAAAAAUAAUUUCUACGGUGAAGAUUUAGGACCUAAGAUUUAUCAUAUAAAUGACAGCAUGGUCAGCAGAACAUUGAUACCAAAGAAUUUGCCUGCUGCCUUUAGUUAUUUACCAAUUUAUGGUAGAUCGAAAAGUAAGGCUGAACUUCCAGAGUUUCAGAAUAAUAAAAUAAGGGAAUUUGUUGGAUGUGACUUGGGAGAUGAAGAGUUUAAGGACAUAGCAGAUUAUUGCAGGCCAGAUCGUCUUAAAACAGGAAAGGAACUUAUGAUGAUAACAAAUCAUCCUGGACACGGGCUUAGUGCAUCGGAGAUAAAGGCUCGCAAAAAUGAACCCAGUAACGAGGAUGAGCCCAACCUGUGUGUUCUGAAAAAACAAAAGCGCAGAUUGGAUAGUGAUUUUAAGUAUUUGUAUCUCAAAAAGAUGAAGUACCGAGGAAUUAAAAUGAUGCCGCUGAUGCAAGAGGAUGAUGAAAUGAAUAUGACAGUAACAUUGGGAGAACCAUUGCAACCUGGAAAGGAUCUGCUGUACCGUAUACGAAUAUAUAGACCGUUCGCUUUUAGCCCCAAGGAGAAAAUGUGCGGCCGCCGGCAGCUCUUGCUCAGCUGUGACGUAGUGCUGCUGGGCCGGCAGAAGCUUGCGGCUCUCCGAGACCGCAUGGUGUGCCCUAACGACAUUGAUAUGCGCGUCGAUGUCUCAGAACGACCGGACAAUUUACCGCCGUCUUCUGCUAAGGAGCUGUUCCCAUCGGGGUUCCUGUUCAUAAACAACGUUUUCUACGUGGACACACGCGAGGGCUGUCGUGACAUUAGUUUGCCGGUGCGACAGUGGGCGUCACGGCGCGGCAUCGGUCUAUUUCCGCGUCGGGACUUGAACGUCAGGCUCGACGAGCUGCCCAUCCGCCUUGGACACCCAGAGGUAUAUGUCCACCAAGGUAACUGCGAACACCUGUUUACGUUCUCCGAGAUCCGGUUACUAAACGCAUCGGACCCACUCAAGCUGUCCCAGUACCCUUGCCACACAGAAAUAUCACAAAACCAAACGGUGUACUGCACAACUUGCGCCGAAUUCGGCGCCAAAUGGGUGGUCGUCGGCUGCGACAGAGUGCCAUUCGACCCGGCCUUCUUCUGUGAUAAAUGUUUCAAAAUGUAUCUGUAUAAAGAUGGAAAGAAAAUUGGACAAUUCAAAGCUUACUCGUACAAGGGAAAUGAGCUCAAUGUAUUGAAGCCACAAAGUUGAUAAUGCGUUGUACAGACACUGGUUGGUAAAGAUUAGUGUUCUGCGAUUUAUAGUUAAAAAGAGCUGUCUUAUUACGGUGCUGGAAUAACUAUGAACCAGAGAUGGGAGUGUCGUAUUUGUACUUUUUUUUUCACAAUACUCAGAAGUACAAGACAUAGUCAUUUACAAAGUAUAUUUCUGCAUAGAUGCUCUGUGCUGUAAAUGAAUAUCAGAGCAGAACUGUUGUCAGUCUGAAAGUAUACUGUAUUUAUUAUUGUCGAAAGAUGGACUUUUUCAGACAGAAAACCUGUGACUCUGCGACCUUUUCAUGAUUUUUGAACAGUAUACAGUAUACUACUAUCAAUUUUAUUUUAAACAAAUAUGGAAAUUAUUUUUUUUAUAUCAAAUACUAGGAUUAAGAUAGUCUAUCCUUUUUAUUUAUACUGAAUACUUGUUGUUGGAGGCAUAAUGCUGUUGUUUAUGGAACGAAGGCUAUGAUAAAUGUAACCCAAGAGACAAAAGUACAGCCACUUGAUACAGAUAUAACCAACGAUUUGGAAAAUCUUCGAGCAAACUGCUUUCCUAGUUGGAUGGUUAGUGCCAAAUAUAUAUUUUAAUAUUAAAGUACAGUGAGAUUUUA
This is a messenger RNA of Galleria mellonella (greater wax moth), 2531 nucleotides long. RefSeq lists its product as uncharacterized. NCBI's taxonomy places the organism in Eukaryota, Metazoa, Arthropoda, Insecta, Lepidoptera, Pyralidae. Gene Ontology annotation, cellular component: snRNA-activating protein complex. Gene Ontology annotation, molecular function: core promoter sequence-specific DNA binding; RNA polymerase III type 3 promoter sequence-specific DNA binding; RNA polymerase II cis-regulatory region sequence-specific DNA binding. Bases 281 to 1912 code for a protein of 543 amino acids. The transcript has 6 exons. Gene Ontology annotation, biological process: snRNA transcription by RNA polymerase II; snRNA transcription by RNA polymerase III. The record is from RefSeq and is a predicted model, not a curated record.